AUGGUGCGCGUCGGCCGUUCGCACUCUCAGUCCCUCUCAGCGACUUCCUUUCCGUACAGGAAUGGAGCAACCCCGGCCGCGCGCGUUCCCGCCGCUCUCGCGCCGCAGUCCCGCCCUGCCGCUUCGCGGGGGGGGGACCACGACGAGCGGCUGGUCGCGAUGGCGCGUCUCCUGGCACACACAGACGUGAAGUAUCGGAAUCAAGGGCUGAAACGCGUCGAGGCGUUUUUGUCGGGAGUUUCGCGGCAGCGGCGGAAGCGAGGAGCGGCGGAUGCGCAGGAUGGGGAGACGCUCGGCGAGGCAGAGAACGCGGCGGAGAACCCGAAGGCGCCUUCUCCUCUCCCCUUCUCGCAGUAUGAGAAAGUUUGGACGACGCUGUACUAUGCGGCGUGGCUGAGUGACAAGCCGCUUGUCCAGCGCGAGUUGUUUGUGUGUCUCGCGUUGUUGGAGCGCGUUUUGCCGACCUUUGCGGAGAAGCGGAAAUUCUUCAAAGCCUUCUUCCUCGUCAUGAAGCGGAACUGGGACAAACUGGACUGUAUCCGCGUCAACAAAUUCCUUCUUCUCGAGAGAAUCAUGGUAGCGGAGCUGUUGCACCUGAUGCUGCAGGCGGCGAACCGACCUCAAAAGUUCGUGUUCCCCAUGGGCCGUUUCCUCGCCGAGCGCAUCCUCCUCGAUGAGAGGGGCGGAAACGGCCUCGCCCAGCAACUCGGACUGUACUUCCUCUCCGAGUACCGCGUGGCGCGCUCGCAAGACGUUGCCGCCGUCUCGGCGUCUGACGCGUCCUGGACCGAGGCGAAGGACUCAGACUCCGAAGAAGACAGCAGCCUCCAGAAGGUGGGCCAGGAGGACAGCGAGAAGCUCUUCUUUGCCUUCUUCUUCCCCUUCUUCUACGCGGCGUGCUUCACCGAAAGCCCUGCGAUGCUGCGGGCGAUCCACACGCAAGUCCUCCUCGAACUGAACGAGGAGGACUUGCGCCCGCGGGUACUCGCCGCAGCGCUCUUCACGCUCGCGUCGUUGCCGAGCGUCCGCGGAGACAACCGCCGCGCGCUCUUUCGGACUCUCGACGCCCUCGAGGCCCAGGUCGGUUCGGAAGACCGCGCCUCGUCGCUCUCAGCCGUCGCCGCCGCGUCGCCAGGCAUUCAGCUGCUGCUGACGCAGGUGACGUCUCUCCGAGGGUCUGGGACAGCGCCCCGGGCGCCUGGCGAGGACAGUCUGAAGCCGGAGAAGCAAGGCGACGUGAACAGGCGCGGCGGAGCCGCGGCCGCGUACGACGACGGCGAGACCUGCAUCUCGUUUCCGCGGCCACUUGCUGACGCGCCCGAGGACGCUUGCGAGGAGGGACCCGCGCGCUCGACGCUCCGCGAAGGAAAGAGGAAGAGAGAGCGGGGAGCGGGAGACAGCAAGAAGCAAGGCGGACGGGGCGAAGGGGGCGAGGGGCUGGAGACGAGCGGGGCCGGCGACAGCGUCUCGAAGAAACUGGAACGCAAAGCCGAUCUGGAGGUCUCCAAGGCGGGUCAAUGCAGCCCGCAGGCUGCGGCUGCCGUGCACAACGCCGACACCGCAUGCACCCCCAAGAAGGCAAAGACGGGGAAACUGGAGUUCGCGAGGACGGAAGAAGCAUGCGCGGCUGAGUGCGCCCUCGGGAAGAAAGGAAAGUCUCGAGGCUGUUCCAUCGACGACGACGGGUUGCCUGACGGUCUGAGCCAGGCGAUGAGCGACGGCGAGCAGUUUGUGGGGAAGCGAAAAAAGUUCCUUGGGGACGCUUCGCUCUCGUCUGGCGGCGCGCUGAACGCGCGGGCGAAGAAACUCCGUGCGGGCGCGCUGGGCUCCGCGGACGCGGCGGGCGUCUGUCUCCUCGCGGCCGGAGACGAGAGCCCUUCCUGGCCCCGAGGGCUCGAGGAGAGGCGACGGGGUGUGGGGCUGCAGGCAGGGAAGGCUGUCUCGGGGUUGAACGGGCCUCGUGGCAGUUUCCUCGCGUCCUCGCUCCUCCAACGCGACGACGAUUCCGAGAGCGACACUGCGCCUAGCUUCCUGGGGAGCGCCGUGCACGGUUCAUGCUCUCCCCUGUCGCCGAGGAAGAGUCCAGAGAAGGCGUUUUCGAAGGUCCGGAAGGUGCGCGGCACCGACGCGUCCCCGGAGGAGGACGGACGAGAAGGCGGGUCGCCGGAGGCGAAGACGCCGACGCAGAAGCAAGAGAACGCAAACUGCGGUUUAGGGAAGGCCUCGGGUGGGGGCGAGGGAGACACUGGAGAGGCGAGUGCGAAGACAGCUCAGGGCGAUGCUUCAGGGUACAGUGGGGACGACACGUGGAGCGGGGAGGGCGCCCGCGGGCAGGAGUGUGGCAGCGAUGAAGAGGUGAUGGAAGAUGACCGGAAGGCGAAGAAGGAAAGGAAAAAGAGACAGAGCGAGAAGCAGAGGAAGAAGGAAGAGCGCCAGCGACGCCGAAAAGAAAGGCGGGGACUGCUGCCAUCCUCUCUGUCUGUUCCAGGUUCCACGGACGCGUCUCAGCUUGGAGAGGAGACAGGGGAUGAAGCGCCGCUCUUGCGCACUCAGACGAAGAAGACAAAGAAGGUGAGAGCCGCAGGUCUUGCGUCAGAGGCUGCUUCUCCUAGCAACGCGGAGAGAAACGCGGGCGGCAAACACAGAGGAUCCAAGACGGGCUUCCUCGUCCCGUCAGGAGCGGCCAGGGCGACGGAAAGAAGGAGAGUUGUUUUCGACCUCAAGCGCAAUCGCGUCACAGCCUUCAACCGCCUUCAACCUCCUUCUGCAGUGAGUCCCUCGGUGUCGCAGGCAGACUUGCUGCCGGGCGUGCGUCGUCCGACUGCGGGUUCUUGUGGCGGGUCAACCUCCACCUUGUCGUCAAAGGGCGCGGCUGAGGGAGGCGUUGCGUCUUUUGCUUCGGCCUCUUCGCCGUCGCGCCUCAGCUCGGCGUCUCCCUCGCUUGUCUCUGUCUCCGGACUGUCGAGCGGCGCGGAGGACCGAGCUGCGCUCGCUGCGCAGACUGCGCCUGUUCUCAAGUCGAUUCUGAAGCGACCCGUAGGCGCCUGUUUGGCGCUGAGUGAGCAUCCCCACUGGGUUUCCUCCUCUUCGCCUUCUUCGGGGAAUGCAUCGGCGGCUUCGACGCCUCGCGCGUUGAAGGCGAAGCCCGCGAAUAAAACGCUUGCAGGCCGUUCGCCGAACCUGGGGGCCGCCCUGGCGCUGCCCGACGGGGACUUCCAGAGUCCGUCUCCGACUGCCGAGGGUGCCUUGCAGCUGCCGCUCUUUCUCCCGGGGAAGAAACGGAGCAAGAGAGAGAAGCGCAAGGCCGAGCUGGAGAAGAAGGGAAAGAACAGAGGAUCUGCCAAAACAGUGAUUGCCCUCCCGAGUGGGAGUUGGGACGCGGUCGCUCAUGAGGCGGCGACAGACAAGCGAGAGGAGGAGGUGCACGGCAGAGAGAUGUGA
Messenger RNA from Neospora caninum, 3441 nucleotides. RefSeq names its product putative Nucleolar protein,Nop52 domain containing protein. NCBI's taxonomy places the organism in Eukaryota, Apicomplexa, Conoidasida, Eucoccidiorida, Sarcocystidae. The record is from RefSeq and is a predicted model, not a curated record. The transcript is spliced from 2 exons. Gene Ontology annotation, biological process: rRNA processing. Bases 1 to 3441 code for a protein of 1146 amino acids. Gene Ontology annotation, cellular component: preribosome, small subunit precursor.